CACCAGCAGUCUCUCAAGAACGCGGGCUUGGCGCUCCGGCAAAGACGGCCGAGGGCGCGUCUUCCUGUUGAUUGAUUUAUCCCUUGGACAUGAAUUCGCGCCCAAGAAUGUCUGAAGGAUUCGCUAGCCUCCAGGCAUCGGGCACAAUUGACACGAAGAUGCCUGGGCCCUGAGGACUUAUAAGCCUCAGUGGUGAUAAAAGCCGCAUGACCCUUCCUCGGGCCAGUUGCUCGGGUGUUGUCACGGGGUACGACAACCGAUGAUGCAUACAAAUACAUGAGUGGACCCUUGGCCACCAGAACUCGGAGUCUUUCCGUUCAUAUUUCCUCGUUUCGAACCAGUCAAUACGAGUCAAGUGUACCUAUGAUGGAGAAGAGUGCUGCCAUAGCUAGUUCUUCUAGGUCUGGGCCCAGGCGUGACAGUGGUCACCCAACUGAUUCCGAUCUGCCGGCCUAUUCCCAAGCGGCUUUAGACACAGUGGUCGACUCCGAAACUGUUUCACGCAUGCCAUCACGGUCUCAAACUGCUUCGACCAUUCCCACAUACUCUGAUGCUGCUCUUGACACAAACUCUCGACCUGUCUAUAAUUUUGUCCGGGCUUCGAUCGUCAGCUCAAAACUUCUUGUCCGCAGCAAUGAAAUAGACAAAUAUUGUUUCGCCUCAGAUCGCAGUUCAGAAUCAAAGGUCUGGAUUCAUGCAGGUGCCUCAAAAUCCAACAAAGCGCUGGGUUGUUUAUCAUUCCCAGAAGCACACAACACAUUUCGAAUACAUUGCGCUAUCGUCAUUGAAGGAGCCACUGGAGAUGAAUCCAUCAUCGGUCUAGACAACAAGAAGUUCCUGUCUGCGCCCCUGGUCGAUGUCGUUGCUGGUAUUGGAUACCCUCAUCCAAGGACUUUCACACUAAAGGUGCCUAAAGGUCUGGACUUCCGUACGAAGCAAUUCGUAUGGACAUACCAGGGUGGAGACAUCACUGGCCCGACUCCAGCGCGUUAUGACCUACGCGACUACAGUGCAGGAGGUGCUCUGAUUGCCAGCCUAACGACCACAAAGGAGGGAAAGAAGCAGACGGCAGUGCGAUGGCUGAUUAAUGCAGAGAGCGAACUGGAGCAGGCUGUGUUGAUCAUGUCUUGCAUUGGUAUCGUCACUAGGUUAUCAAGGAAGGGAAAGUUUUACAACGACAAGGGGAUGUAUUCCAAGUGGAAGUACUUCUGGUGGAUGUCAAUGUUGUCUGGAGUGGCAGUCGCUUAGCCUUGGGAUACCCGAAUGUUUUUUUUUCGAUACUGAUAGACGUUGAUCUUAGAU
Aureobasidium subglaciale EXF-2481 is the source of this 1302-nucleotide messenger RNA. RefSeq lists its product as uncharacterized. The record is from RefSeq and is a predicted model, not a curated record. Lineage: Eukaryota; Fungi; Ascomycota; Dothideomycetes; Dothideales; Saccotheciaceae. The transcript has a single exon. The coding region runs from base 277 to 1248 and encodes 323 amino acids.